Messenger RNA from Serendipita indica DSM 11827, 1281 nucleotides. NCBI's taxonomy places the organism in Eukaryota, Fungi, Basidiomycota, Agaricomycetes, Sebacinales, Serendipitaceae. The record is from the annotation of a GenBank genome assembly.
AUGAACUUUAAAGGAGGCAUCCGCAAGUUGCUCUCCAGAAACCACAGCGUGGGUAUCGCUGGGAGGGCAUCAGACGUCUCAGAGGACUCAAGUAUCUCGUACGAUCGAUCCUCUGGCUCAAUAGUACAUCGUAUGAAGACGUCUCUCAAAUCCCGAAGCGGACGGUUGAGAAGGACCGUAUCCGAGAGUGGCGCAGGCCACGACGAAUUUGGCCUCGACGAGCCUUUCCCAGAUAACAACAUCAGCCGUAGAGAUAUGGUACAUACACCGUAUCCAGAUGCCGCCGGUUCGUUCGGAGACUUGCGGAAGCGGGUUCCGCUACCGUCCAAAAAGAGCGCAUUUAUGGACCGGUAUCGGGAGUCUGAGGAAAGUUUGGGGUGGGAAGAUGGACCCUCUCCGCAAGAGAGACAAAAGAGCCAAGAUAUUGUAUCGGCAUGGCUUGAUACCAGCGGCGAGGCGGAGAUUCCUCCGACGUCCAGUGCCGACCUUUCGUUUGGCGUUCCGGAGGAGGAAACAAGUGAGGUAGAAGGCCCCGGAUACAAUGAUGGCGUACCUUUUCCGGCGCGUCGGCAAUCCCUUCGCAUGCUUGACUCAAUCUCGGAAGACGAGGUACCCGACUUUGUGGGGUCGGUGGUAUCAACAGCACCCUCUACGCCAAUGGUCCCGCCAACCAUUCCUUCUCGAAGCCGUUCCCCACCCUUGCGUCGACGUUCUUUGGAUGGUCAAGAAGACUAUCCCCGCCUACGUGGCCUCGAUACGAUCCAAGAAUCGGUACCUACACCAGAACCCAAGAGCCAUACGGCCCCACGACGCUCACUUGAUAGUGUGCGCCCAAUGGCACUCGAGUCAAUACCAGAAAUUGACUCUAGUUCCCCACUUGCUUCCAAUAAGCGACGGCUAGGACUCAAGGCAUUCGGACUGCCUCGAAGCGAAAGUGCUCCAACAAUUCCGACUAUACCCACCACAUCUCGACCUUCACCGCCUCCUCCCUCUCGCAAGGCCUCUGCCGGCUUGAUGAUGACUCCAAGGACAAAAGGGCCGUGGAUGAGUUCAUUGAGCGAGAACGGCGGUCUCUCCUCUCCUGGGACCCCCGUUUCGCCCUUUCAACGCAGUUCAAAUAAUUUGAUGGGACCCCGAGAGCCGCAAGGCCGACAUUCACCACAGUUCCAACGCAAGCCCCUCAGUCCACCAAUAUAUUCCCCAGGCUCUGUUUCCAUCCGAUCGGACCGCAUCCAAGAUGAAGAGUCCAAGCGGCUGACGGAGAUAGCCUACCUCACCUAG